AUGUCCCACAGUUCUCAAUCAUUCGUUGGCAGAGAGAUGGGAACUCGGGCAGAGCUCGGAAAUUAUGAUGGCAAUUGGCGACGAUCUUUUCCUGAGUGGGUCGAGUUAAUCGAAAACGACAUUCUGUCUGGUCAAACGGAGCCACGCCGGGCACGAAAUCCUAGCGAUAUCUAUCAAUCAGCGCAUCCUGAACAAGCAAGAAGGCAAGUCGUGUCAGACCAUGUUUCUGGUGAAGAUGCCCUAUCGUCCGCUUUGCGAGAGACAGUUGAUAAUGUUUUUCAUGGCAAUGUUCCAGCAACUGUUGAAGCAAACCUGAGAUCACCCUCUGUUACUAAUGCCUUCAGUGAAUUAAUGGAUAUGGCGAUACAGCGCCGUAUCGAAGAGGACAAUGAUUACGACCCAUCUCGUUAUCCUAAUAUCGAUCACCGACUUAUGAGGGAACAGGGUCGCAGUGCUUCGGAAAUUUUAGCACAUGCCAGAAAAAGCGCCCGCAAACAAGACGAAUUCAGUAGAGGAGGUUAUCAUUUUGUUGCCGUGUGGGACCAUAUUUUGGAAUCCCAAUGUGCGCACGAGGGAGCAGGAGACAUGCAGUGUUCCAGGUGCCGUUUUGAAAGCUCACUGCGCUUGCCGGAGCUGCCUGAAAUGGUGUUCCCGAACAACACGCUCACAAUCGAAUUUACGAAGUUUGCC
Messenger RNA from Ostertagia ostertagi, 690 nucleotides. The record is from the annotation of a GenBank genome assembly. NCBI's taxonomy places the organism in Eukaryota, Metazoa, Nematoda, Chromadorea, Rhabditida, Trichostrongylidae.